Lacerta agilis (Sand lizard) is the source of this 3102-nucleotide messenger RNA. It is a transcript of the gene GMCL1, whose product is annotated as germ cell-less 1, spermatogenesis associated. Gene Ontology annotation, molecular function: protein binding. The transcript has 14 exons. Lineage: Eukaryota; Metazoa; Chordata; Lepidosauria; Squamata; Lacertidae. The record is from RefSeq and is a predicted model, not a curated record. Bases 95 to 1660 code for a protein of 521 amino acids. Gene Ontology annotation, biological process: germ cell development.
AUAACGGCGGCGGCCGUUGCUGCCGCGGGUCGCUGAGUCGCCGGCGGCCGCGGCCUUGGCGUGGACCCCAUGAGGAGGAGUUAGCCGAGCGGCCAUGGGCUUGCUGAGCAGCAAGGCGUGGCGGGGCCGGCCGGCGGCGGCCCCCGAUACCCCGCGCGGCGAAGGUCCGGCGGGGGCUGUGGCGACGGCAGCGGCGGGCCUGAGGGGCGUCGGAGGCCGAGGCGGGGCUGCCGUCGCCGCCAAGAGGAAGCGGGGCGACCUGAGCGCGUACCCGAGCGACACGGACAGCGACGACGAGAGCGAGCGGGAGGAGCGGCUGCUCAACACCCCGAGGAGGAAAAAAUUAAAAAGCACUUCCAAGUAUAUAUAUCAGACUUUAUUUCUAAAUGGUGAAAACAGUGAUAUUAAGAUUUGUGCUCUGGGAGAAGAAUGGAACUUGCACAAGAUAUACUUAUGUCAGUCUGGCUAUUUUUCGAGUAUGUUCAGCGGUUCUUGGAAGGAAUCGGAAAUGGAUACAAUAGAACUGGAAAUUCCUGAUCAGAAUAUUGAUGUAGAAGCCUUACAGGUAGCAUUUGGGUCACUUUAUCGAGAUGAAGUGUUAAUAAAUCCCAGCAGAGUCAUUGCACUCCUAGCAGCAGCCAGCAUGCUGCAAUUGGAUGGCUUAAUACAGCAAUGUGGUGAGACAAUGAAGGAAACAAUUAAUGCAAAAACUGUGUGCAGCUAUUAUAAUUCUUCAGGAACAUAUGGAUUAGAUUCCCUGAAAAAAAAGUGCCUUGAAUGGCUCUUAAACAACCUGAUGACACACCAGUGUGUGGAACUCGUCAAAGAACUCAGUAUAAACCUCAUGAAACAGCUGAUCAGUUCCUCUAACCUGUUUGUCAUGCAAGUGGAGAUGGAUGUGUACACUGCUCUUAAAAAGUGGAUGUUCCUUCAACUGGUGCCUUCUUGGAAUGGAUCUCUAAAGCACCUUUUAAAUGAAGCGGAUGUUUGGUUUUCCAAGCGUAAAAAAGAUUUUGGGGAUGGCAUCUCAUUCUUGGAAUCAGAACCAGGAAGUGCAUUUUUGGCAGUGUUCAGACACCUACGGCUGCAGUACAUAGUCAGCGAUCUGGCAUCAGCAAGAAUUGUUGAGCGAGAUGGUCUGAUACCUGCAGAAUGGCUGUCCUCUGUUUACAAACAGCAGUGGUUUGCCAUGCUCAGAGCAGAACAAGACAAUGACAUUGGGCCUCAAGAAAUUAAUAAGGACGAGCUGGAAGCAAACAGCAUGCGGUGUGGCAGGAAGCUUGCAAAGGAUGGAGACUAUUGUUGGCGAUGGACAGGUUUCAACUUUGGCUUUGAUCUGCUGGUGACUUACACCAACCGCUACAUCAUCUUCAAGCGUAACACUUUGAAUCAGCCGUGUAGUGGCUCAGUCAGCUUGCAGCCCCGGAGGAACAUUGCUUUCAGGUUGCGUCUGGCUUCUUUUGAUAGCAGUGGGAAGCUUAUUUGUAGUAGAACAGCAGGAUAUCAGAUAUUAACCCUUGAAAAAGAUCAGGAACAGGUAGUGAUGAAUUUGGACAGCCGACUGCUGGUUUUCCCUCUGUAUAUUUGCUGCAAUUUCCUGUAUACGUCCCCAGAGAAAAAGACAGAGACUGAUGGACAGCUGGAUAACCUAGAAAGCUGAGAGAUACCUUUGGGUCUUGUUCUCAUGACUUUUUUUAUUUCAAGUGCCCUUGAUGCACAGAGAGAAAAGUAGUAAAAUGGCCUUACUGUAGCAGAAGAAAUGCAGCUUCCAGCCCUUAUCUGUACAUUCCUAUGCAUAUCUGAAAGGUUUCCAACAUAAUUUUGGCAUUUUUCCUGUGAAUCUUAAAAGAGCCAAAGGGAAGGCUACACUUGAGAAUCAUUACCAGUUUCUUGCCAGUUACAGACAAGAUGGAAAUGCAGCUAACUAAACUGGACAUGUUCCUUAAAUGUGAAUAGCACAUCCGUAAAAUCCAUGAUAAUUACAUGUGGGAUAACAUGUAGGGUAACGCCUCUUCAGGCUGAACCUGCAAAUGUUAAGGGUCAGUUAUAGCCUUGAUAAAACUCCACUGCCUUCAGUGGUUGUGCACCAGGGUUCACCUUUACCCCUUUAUUUUUUUAAAUUCAUUUAGCAUUUGGGACUUGUAAAUAUUUCCUAAUGAGGAGUAUAAUAUAUAUUUACAUGUAUAUCCUAUUUUGUUUUCAAGAUUAUAUUUUUUAAACAUUGGAUGUAUUUUUAAAAUUCAUUUUGUGGAUUACAUAGAAGUAGAGGUGGUUCUGGUACAUGGGUUUCAUUGAACUAAAGUCCAGGCAUGGGUCUCUCUGCAGACUGCCAUGCCAGUAUUGGGGAGAUGCUUUCUUGCAUGGUUAAACACAAGACUAUCCCCCAAUGCUGAGGACUGGACACGUCUCCCCUUGUGGGGUAGCAAAGUCCAGACCCACGAGCUCCUGCCUUUAAGAACUGUAAAUGGUAUUGAAUAGCUGCAUUGGGCAGGCUGGGGUUUCUUUGUUCUUUGAAGAGCUAUUUUUAUGAAAUUUCAAACCUUACGCAGCUCUUAAUGGGCGCAGGAGGCUUCUUGGGAUCUGGCCUUCCAGCUCACUUGGGAAGGCUGUGGGGGUUGGAGCAGAAACUGGUGUGCCGUAGUUAAAAUGCUUAUGUAUUCAAAGUGCUUGGCUUAUGGAGAACUCUGCAUGGCGUACCUUACACACAGAGGUUUACACUAGCAUUCUGUUGGAGAUAAUGGGGUAUCAUGUACAGAUUUUUUCUAAAGUGAUUUUAGUUUCAUUACACAAAUAUUGGGAGUUUACAUCCUAGUUAUGCUCAGGAACUUGAGUGUGUUUGAACCGUUUUUUUUUUAGAUACAUUGCAGAAUCCAAAUUAGGAACUGAGGUCAAAGCAUUCAUGUUUUGGAUUGGUGUUUACUUUUUUUUUCUAAGUGAUCUAUUAAAGGUAAGAUGUAAGUGGAUUUAGUUUGUACGUAUUGGAGGGUGGGGGUUGCUGUGGAAUUUAUGCCUUUCAAUUUUUGUCUGUAGCCAAUUUUUUGUCAUAUACCCUUUGUAUGCUAUAAUAUAUUAGCAAACUGUGAAUAAACCAUUCACAAUUUA